This is a messenger RNA of Corticium candelabrum, 1652 nucleotides long. Its product is annotated as mitochondrial-processing peptidase subunit alpha-like. The transcript is spliced from 11 exons. Bases 3 to 1556 code for a protein of 517 amino acids. The record is from RefSeq and is a predicted model, not a curated record. Gene Ontology annotation, molecular function: metal ion binding. Gene Ontology annotation, cellular component: mitochondrion. NCBI's taxonomy places the organism in Eukaryota, Metazoa, Porifera, Homoscleromorpha, Homosclerophorida, Plakinidae.
UCAUGGCGGCACGGCUUCGCACGUUUUCCUUGCCGUUUUCGCGAUUGGCGAUAGCUAGUCGACAAUUUUCGUCGGAUAUCAAAGCUAUCAGUUGUCCUAUGGACGUUCCAUUACCAGGAGCUCCUCUAUCCCGUCACGUACGACUUGCAGACCUUCCUGUCAGAGAGACGAGAGUAACGACAUUAGAAAACGGAAUUCAAGUCGCCUCAGAAGACUGCUUUGGACAAUACUGUACUGUAGGAGCUCUUAUUAACGCUGGAUCUAGGUAUGAAGUGGACUUCCCUUCUGGUGUUUCUCACUUUAUUUCGAAGCUAGCGUUUCAGAGCACUUGCUCGUUUAGCCACGAAGAUCUUAUGCAAGAAUUUGAGAAACAUGGGGGAAUGUUGGACUGUCAAUACCACAGAGAUACAGUCAUGUAUGGAACGACAGGUUAUAGCAGCGAGUGUUCGUCUAUUAUGAGACUGCUUUCUGAGGCUGUGUUUAAGCCAAAUAUUACUGAUAACGAGAUGCAAGAUGCAAGAGAACGUAUCGCAUUUGAAUUGGAGGAUGCGGAACUAAAGCUAGAUCCUGAGCCCAUCUUAACCGAGCUUAUUCAUACGGCUGCAUUCAGAGACAACACGUUAGGCUUGCCAAAGCUUUGUCCUCCUGAUAACAUCAACACAAUCAGCCGACAGAAUGUUCUCGAAUAUUUACAGUGUUACUACAAGCCGUUGCGGCUCACAGUAUGUGGAGUAGGCAUCGACCACGAUGCGUUUGUAGAAAUGGCUAGAGACAGUUUUGGACACAUUCAGCCUUCGUGGGAAAACACAGCAAUAACUAGGAAUUUGACACCCGACAAUUCAAUAUCACAAUACACAGGAGGAAUAGAGGCUAGUGAACGUGAUAUGUCAACACAUCGUCUAGUGGUUAACCCUUUACCUGAGCUAGCCCACGUGGCACUGGGAUUCGAGAGCUGCUCAUUUAACGAACCGGACUUUUUCACAUUUGCCGUUCUCAACAGUUUAUUGGGUGGCGGAGGAUCGUUCUCAGCAGGUGGUCCAGGCAAGGGAAUGUAUUCACGACUCUAUCUCGAUGUUCUCAACCGGUAUUCGUGGGUACAGAACUGCACCGCUUAUCAUCACGCAUACAACGAUUCUGGUUUGUUCUGUAUAUAUGGCAGUUCAGCACCAUCUGAUUUGAGGAGUAUGACUGAGGUGCUGAUAACUCAGUUUCUACAAUUAACUGAAGGAUAUGGUGAUAUUGAGUUGAGUCGUGCGAAAGAGCAACUGAAGUCGAUGUUGAUGAUGAAUCUCGAGUCUAGAAACAUAGUGUUUGAAGAUAUUGGGCGGCAAGUAUUGGCUACCCGUCACAGACAGUCACCUCAAGAGCUUUGUGACAAAAUAGACGCUGUGACUAGCGGCCAGUUGCAGGAUGCAUGCCAGAAGAUGUUAAAGAGUUCGCCAUCUGUUGCUGCAUUUGGAAAUUUGAGGUCACUGCCAUCGCUUGACGAAAUCUGUACUGCACUAACAGGAAAUGGAAGACUACGAUCAAGCUGGAGAAAGAGCUGGCAGUUUUGAUACUGACCAACACACUGAAAGUUGUGAUACAUGCUGACAUAAUGUGCUCAAUGUUGUGUUAGGUAUUUUAUAUUGAAUUAAAGAGAGAAAACGUCA